Entrophospora candida is the source of this 948-nucleotide messenger RNA. Lineage: Eukaryota; Fungi; Glomeromycota; Glomeromycetes; Entrophosporales; Entrophosporaceae. The record is from the annotation of a GenBank genome assembly.
GCAAUAGGAGAAACCAUUUCAACAAUGGUUACCCUUGCAUACUUUAUGAUAUUAAGUGUUAAUAUAAAUAUUAGCAAAUUGGAAACUUCACUUGAUGACCAUCAACUUAACACAGAUCAUGAACUGAUUGUUCAAGGAGUUUCCAAUUUAAUUGCAGGAACUUUCCAAGUUUCCUUGAGAUAUAAAGAAUCAAUUUUAUUGAUUAAAUCAGGAGUAAAUAAACGUGUUGUGGGGCUGAUACUUGCAUUCUGUAUUGGUAUAACAGUAUAUUUUGGAGAACUGUUAUUUUUAAUUGAAUACAUUCCUACAACAGCUGUAGGCACAAUAAUCUUCUACUUGGGACUGGAUAUGAUACAAGAGGCAUUGUUAGACUCAUUGAAAAUUUUCAAUAAAUUGGAAUAUUUGAAUAUUAUAGUCACAAUGGGUGAAAUGGCAUUGAUUGGAUUUGUUGAAGGAAUAUAUAUAGGGAUUGCAAUUUCUUAUACAUCUUUUAUAUUAUCAAAUUAUCAAAAGGGAGUGAUUAGAACAACAUUUUCAGGUAAUUCAGAUAGAUCUUCUGUAAGAAGGCAUUACAGAGACCAUAAAUUUCUUGAAAAACUUGGUAGUCAAAUCUAUGGAAUGAAAUUACAAGGUUAUAUGUUUUAUGGAGCAAUUAAAGGAGUUGAAGAUAGUAUAAAGAAAGUUUUGAUUGAUUGUAAACAGGAUGGAAAACCAAUUAAAUUCUUGAUUUUGAAUAUGCUUGGUGUCACUGGAUUUAAUAUUAAUUCUAUUCAUGUGCUUGAAAGCAUUCAAAAGCAUUUUCAACAUCAAAAAGUAUAUCUUGUAAUCUGUGGAAUAUCAUAUGAAUCUCAGCAAGUUUAUACACCAUUGAAAAAAUUACUAUUUUGGAAUGAUGUUACAAAUGAUCAUGUAAAGUUUUGUGAUGAAGCUAAUGAGGCACUGGAAUGA